AUUUUCUAAUGAUUCUAAUACUCUUGGGUGUAAUUUAAUUCAUUUAAGCAUCAUCAGAAAACAAUUAGAAACCAGUUAAUUUGAGUAAGUUUGCCAAAGUAUUUGAACAAUAUGUAUGAUAAAAAUUAUAUAUUGAGAAUCAAUCGAAUCAAUUCAGCAAAUCAUUAUUUACUCAAUUAAAGUCCAAAGUUCAAAAUGGAGCAACUAUUUAAGAUCUUGAUGACCAUUUUGCAGAAUUGGUUGGCCAUUUAGAAAAAGAUGAAUUCUCACAACAAUAAUUAUAUUAGGUUGAGCAAGCUAGAUUGGAAGGAACAAUCUUGUAAUUAGAAGAUGAAUUAAAAUAAUUAGAGGAAUAAAAUGCAUAUUUAAUUUAAAAAUAGGAGACUUUGAAUGAAGAAGCCCAAUAAAUUGAUGUGUUAUUUAGUGCCAAUCAUGAAGCCUACAUUUAAAAAAUUGGAGAGUAAUACACUUUAAUCGAAGCCAUUGAUGAGUUAAUAUCAUAAGUUUAGGAGAAACAGACCAUCAAAGAUGACAGUGAUAUUAUGGAGAAGUUGAAAUAGAUUAGUGAAGAUCAACACAUUAGCAUUUUGGCAUAAGUGACUGCUCAUUUAGAUAUUGAAUAAGCAGAUAAAAUCUUAGUUCUAUUCUAGGAUUUGAAAGACUCACUAAAAGAAGGAUUAGAAGUGGAUGAAUAAAAUAAUGAAUUAAACGUUAAAUUGCACACAGAAAUUAGACAAUCCAUAGGCAGGUAUGGUUUAUGAAUCAAUUAGUUUAGUAUGAUACCUGAAACACUCAUUUAAUAAGAAGAAAUCCUCAAUUCUAUAAAAGAACAAUAAAAUACUUUAGAAAUUACCAAAUUGGCUUUAGAAAAGCUUAAGUCUGAUAUGAAUGAAGUUACUUCUGAUAGGUAUUAAUAUUAUUAAAUCUAAUAGAAACUUUGCUUUGCUAUAGAUUUAAUAGGCCAAAUCAAUUUUAUAACACAACAUUCAAGAUCUAUCGGAUUCUAAAUGA
Molecule: messenger RNA, 1011 nt
Organism: Paramecium octaurelia
Lineage: Eukaryota; Ciliophora; Oligohymenophorea; Peniculida; Parameciidae
Source: the annotation of a GenBank genome assembly